UGUUUUUGGCGGAGGAUGCUCUCCCUUUCUCCUCCUCGGGUCGCCCUGUUGUCCGCCCUCGUGGCCGCCGCCCUAGCCCGCCCCGACAACCCACCACCCUCUUACGGCCCCCCCGCUCCCUCCUACCACGCCCCCGCGCCCUCCUACCACGCCCCUUCCCCCGACGCGCCGCCCAAGUACGACUUCAACUACGCCGUCAAGGACGAAUACUCGAGUAACGACUUCGGUGCCCAGGAGGCCCGCGACGGCUACAACACCCAAGGUUCCUACUAUGUCCUCCUCCCCGACGGCCGCCUCCAGCGCGUCUCCUACACCGUCAACGGCGACUCCGGCUUCGUGGCCGACGUCACCUACGAGGGCGAAGCCCAGUAUCCCCAGCAGAGCUACGGCGCCCCCGCCCCAUCCUACGGCAAACCCGCUCCCUCCUAUGGCACCCCUGCCCCCUCCUACCAGUAAUGUCCAAGCAGAGCUACGGCAACUCCUUGACGUCCUCCUAUGAAACCCAGACAGCUUCCUACGGCACCCAUGUCCACUCCUACGCCGCCCCAGCCCUUCUACGGGUCAGCUCUUAUCCUCCAGCCACCUGGUGACGCUGUGGUUUCAUUUGUGACGGCUAUUUAUUAAACGAUAUAUGAUCUCU
This is a messenger RNA of Eriocheir sinensis (Chinese mitten crab), 640 nucleotides long. Its product is annotated as pro-resilin-like. The transcript is spliced from 3 exons. The record is from RefSeq and is a predicted model, not a curated record. Lineage: Eukaryota; Metazoa; Arthropoda; Malacostraca; Decapoda; Varunidae. Bases 16 to 456 code for a protein of 146 amino acids. Gene Ontology annotation, cellular component: extracellular matrix.